AGGCUCCAAAACCGGUUGGAGCGGAACUAGCUGGAGGAGGUUCUGCGGAGCCGGUCCGACAGGUGAGUCCCUCCAGGUGCAGCCUAUAAACGUCGGCGCUAGGCUCGUGCGCCCAGUGAAUGUCGGGUGUCGGAGGGGAAGCAUGUUUCAGCUGCUGCUGCUCGCCGGAGUUGUGCUCGGAGGAUACAUCGUCCUCACACAGACGCUCUUCAAACGGUCCAGAUGUAAAGGAACCGCAGCGGUGGCGGGAAAGACGGUGAUCGUCACAGGAGGCAACACCGGCAUCGGUAAAGCUACAGCGCUGCACCUGGCCCGGAGAGGGGCCCGGGUCGUCCUGGCCUGCAGGAACCGGGACAAGGCCCAGAGCGCCAUCGCAGACAUAGAGCAGGAGACGGGAAGUACUGAUGUGGUCUACAUGCAUCUGGACCUGGCCAGUCUGAAGUCCGUCCGCUGCUUCGCUGAGACUUUCCUGAAAACCGAGUCCAGACUGGACCUGCUCAUCAACAAUGCAGGUCUGGUGGCCGACGGACAGACCGAGGACGGGUUCGGCAUCGAGUUCGGCGUCAACCACCUGGGCCACUUCCUGCUGACCCGCCUGCUGCUGGAGCGCCUGAAGGAGUCGGGGCGGGGGCGCGUGGUCACGCUGGCCUCCAUGGCGUACCGCUGGGGACGCGUUGACGUGGAGGCUCUGGCGGCGAGCAAACAUCUGGGAACCGGCACGUACAGCUGGCAGUUCUUCCAGGCCUACUGCAACAGCAAACUGUGCAACGUGCUGUUCACACACGAACUCGCCAAGAGGCUCAACGGAACCAACGUGACCUGCUACUGCGUCCACCCAGGCAUCGUUCACACUGAAUUGUCCAGAAACGUCAGUCUGUGGCAGAAGCUCUUCAUCGAGCCCGUGGCCCGGCUGCUGUUCCUGGACCCGGAGGCUGGAGCCCAGACCACGCUGCACUGCGCGCUGCAGGAGGGAAUCGAACCUCUGAGCGGCCGCUACUUCUCCUGCUGCGCCGCCCAGGAGGUUUGUGCUCGGGGCCGAGACGACGCCACAUCCAGGAGGCUGUGGGAGGUCAGCGAGAGGUUCUGUGGCCUGAGCUGAGCGUGAGACGUCACUGAACCAGUAGCAAGAACUUUUUCUUUGAGGGGAGAUUUUAAACAACUGAUAUUUAUCAAGCAGUUUCAUUUGAUGUAUUUUUGAACCAUUUACAAUAAACAGAUUUGAAUGAU
Messenger RNA from Betta splendens (Siamese fighting fish), 1227 nucleotides. RefSeq names its product dehydrogenase/reductase SDR family member 13-like. The transcript is spliced from 6 exons. The record is from RefSeq and is a predicted model, not a curated record. Lineage: Eukaryota; Metazoa; Chordata; Actinopteri; Anabantiformes; Osphronemidae. Bases 143 to 1099 code for a protein of 318 amino acids.